Messenger RNA from Penicillium vulpinum, 465 nucleotides. RefSeq lists its product as uncharacterized. Gene Ontology annotation, biological process: proteasome regulatory particle assembly. Bases 1 to 465 code for a protein of 154 amino acids. Gene Ontology annotation, molecular function: protein-macromolecule adaptor activity. The transcript has a single exon. NCBI's taxonomy places the organism in Eukaryota, Fungi, Ascomycota, Eurotiomycetes, Eurotiales, Aspergillaceae. The record is from RefSeq and is a predicted model, not a curated record.
AUGUCAACUGAAUCCCUCCCCAUAACUCCAGGAGCCUUCGCUGAGGCAAUCAAAGAGCUUCCCCUCGCAGUCCUCUACAGCAAAGUCUCCGAGCUCACAAACUCCAUCGCACACCUACAUCGCUCGAAUGCCGAGCUCCGCGCAUUCUUAGCAGAAAGUAAUGAUUCAGAUGACGACAAGAAGGAGCUGGAGGGCUAUAUUGCUGAAAAUGAGGGCGUGGCCGUGUCUAUGAACGAACGAAUCUCGUUGCUGAAGAUUGAGGUCGAGAAUCGUGGGCAACCUUGGAUUGAGCUUGAUGAGCUUAAGAUCGACAAGAGACAGGACACUUUGACAGAUGUGCCGGUGACGAAUGGAAAUGCGACCGAUAGUGGAACUGGAGCUGGGGCUGGGACUGAGGCUGAAGCUGGUGCAGGACAACAGUCUAAUGAUCGGGAGGAUGAGGAUGGGGAUGGGGUCUAUCUGUGA